Molecule: messenger RNA, 3902 nt
Organism: Liolophura sinensis
Lineage: Eukaryota; Metazoa; Mollusca; Polyplacophora; Chitonida; Chitonidae
Product: mRNA (2'-O-methyladenosine-N(6)-)-methyltransferase-like
Exons: 14
Coding region: 125-2110 (661 amino acids)
Cellular component (GO): nucleus
Molecular function (GO): RNA polymerase II C-terminal domain binding; mRNA (2'-O-methyladenosine-N6-)-methyltransferase activity
Source: RefSeq, a predicted model, not a curated record
AAUGGAAGAAAGGCGUCACUUUGCUGGUUCGCACUGUAUUCAGUCACUCGAUUGUAAGUCAUCGAGGGAUUGAAAACUGAAAGAUUCACGGACAUGUGCUUUCCUUGUAGUCAGGGCUCAUAAAAUGUCUAAGCCAGACAGUGAUUUGCCAAACGACAGCAUGACAACACCUGAAGGCUCUUCUCUGACUAUGACUAGACUGCAGCCUGCAGAGGGUGGGAAUGGAGGAGGGGAUGCAACUAAUCACCAUGGUCUGCAGCAUCAGGACUCGCUGGGCUCAGCUGGUUCCCCUCAGUCCUGGUCACCUGACGCUAAUCCUGAUCUAGCCCCCGCACUCUUCCAGGCUGGCUGGAGAAAGUUUUGGAGUAAACGGGAAAAGCGACCAUACUAUUUCAACAAAAACACAAAUGAAUCUCUGUGGGAGAUGCCUCCAUUAGACAGUGGGCCUGACCUAUUGAGUGACCCUCUGGGUAUCAACAUGUCCCCAAGUGACAUCCGACUAAGCCGAGCAAGUACAGACACACCAGUGGUGAUGAGUGCAAAGAGAAGGGCAAGUGGGGAGCUCAUGGGAAGUCCACCUAAGAGACCCAUGUUUAACUACAGUCCAUUUUGGAACUUCGAUCUGCCCAGCAAUGUGAUCAUGUAUGAACGAUCACCCAGGAAGAUACUGCCGCCCCACCCUGACGUGGAGAUGUUAAGGGCUCAGUUGCUGUCCAAACUGAGGCAGACCUACCAGGAGCUGUGCCAAACCCGGGAAGGUAUUGAUGCCCCAGUUGAGUCUUUCAAUCGCUGGCUGUUGGAGAGACAGGUGAUAAAUAAGGGAGAGGACUGGUUGUUACCAUCAGAUUGUAACCCAGUUAUCUCCCAGUCCAUGUAUAGAGAAGUCAUGAACGACAUCCCCUUCAAACUCGUCAAGGCCAGAUACAUUCAGGACAUCCGCAAACAGUUGUUAAGCUACGCACAAGCUGCCCGCAAAAUGAUUGAGUGCCGGAAUACUUCAUCAGCCAGUCGUAAGAAUGUGAAGUGGAAUGUUGAAGAAACUUUUACUUGGUUAAGGAGCCGGCACAGUGCUUCGUAUGAAGAUUAUUUGGAAAGAUUAGCCCACUUAAAGCGACAGUGUCAGCCACAUCUUACAGAGGCAGCCAAGAGUUCUGUGGAAGGAAUCUGUACCAAGAUGUUUACUCUAUCAUGUGAUUCUGCAAGGAAGGUCCGCGAGAAACAUCUAGAGAUUCUCAAGGAGAGCAAUAUUGAAGAGCCUGAUGCCCCCCCUGAGCUGACCACUAAGAGGAAGGUGAUGUGUUACCCGAUCCAGACCAUGGUCCCGUGUCCUCGGCUACCUGUCAUCCAGCACCAGACAGACCAGGAGACCACUCAGCUCACCUACGGCACAGAGGUACUCAAAAUCAACACGUCACACCUACACAAACUGGAACAGUUAUACAGAAUCUUCACAAGAGACGACCCAAAAUUUGACAAUUUCCUUGCAAGAGUCUUCUGUCUUCUAAGGAGAUACAAGACAUAUUUUGGUAUCAAGAACUCAGAAGGGAUCAGUCUACAAGGUGCUCUGCCUAUCCAGGUGUUUGAGUGUCUCCAUCGGGUGUUUGGGGUCACAUUUGAGUGUUUUGCCUCUCCUCUUAACUGCUUCUUCAAGCAAUAUUGCUCGGCUUUCCCAGACACUGACUGCUACUUUGGAUCCAGGGGCCCGAUCUUGGACUUUCAUCCAAUCAGUGGCUCCUUUGAGGCUAACCCUCCCUUCAGUGAAGAACUUAUGGAAGCAAUGGUGGACCACUUUGAGAGCUUAUUGAGUGAGACUUUGGAGCCACUGUCCUUCAUUGUUUUCAUACCAGAGUGGAGGGACCCACCCACAGAGGCCCUUAUCAGAUUAGAGUCCAGCAGGUUCAAGAAGAAGCAGGUUGUCAUGCCAGCUUAUGAACAUGAGUACAGACAUGGCUUCCAACAUCUGUGUUCAAAACAAGAUAUGAAUGUGAAAUCCUCUCAUGGCACCUUGGUGGUUUUCUUGCAAAAUGAAGCUGGUUUUGCACGAUGGGGUCCAACAUCAGAGAGAAUACAGGAGCUUCUGCUGUCUUGUAGGCCCAAGGAUUCUGUGUGAGGCAUUGAGAGAGCAAAGAGACUAUCUGACCUCUACUGACCAGUGGUCAGUGUGAUGUGGCUGAAUGACCUAUUUUGAACAGUGGUUAGUGGGAAGUGGCUGAAUGACCUAUUCUGGACAGUGGUUAGUGGGAAGUUACUAACUGACCAGUGGUCAGUGUGAAAUGGCGGAAUAACCUAUUCUGGACAGUGGUUAGUGGGAAGUACCUAACUGACCAGUGGUCAAUGUGAAGUGGCGGAAUAACCUAUUCUGGACAGUGGUUAGUGGGAAGUAACUAACUGACCAGUGGUCAGUGUGAAGUGGCUGAAUAACUAUUUCUGGACAGUGGUUAGUGUGAAGUAACUAACUGACCAGUGGUCAAUAUGAAGUGGCGGAAUAACCUAUUCUGGACAGUGGUUAGUGUGAAGUAACUAACUGACCAGUGGUCAGUGUGAAGUGGCUAAUUGACCUCUACAGUCCAAUGGUCAGUGUGGCCUCAAUAGACCAGUGGUCAGUGUGAUGUGGCUAACUGACCUCUACAGCCCGAUGGUCAGUGUGAUGUAGAGAACUGACCUCUACAGACCAGUGGCCAGUGUGAAGUGGUUAACUGAUCUCUACAGCCCGAUGAUCAGUGUGGUGUAGCUAACUGACCUCUACAGACCAUUGGUCACUGUGAUGUGGCUAACUGACCUCUACAGAUCAGCAAUCAAGCUGCUGUAAGAUAUAUAGGAAGAGAGAGAAGCAUAAAAUGGGUUGCAGCACGUAACACAGGGCUCAUGGUUCAUUGACUCACUGAGGUGUAGUACAUUAUCAUGCAGAUCAGCACUGCCUUUAGCAGUGCAAGUGUGCUUCACAUCCAGCCGAGUUCAUCCUGGCUUGUUGAUGGCAGUCUUAGUCUUCAGUGGUCAUGUCCACUAGAGUUGUCCCGCUAGAUAGUUGGGAGAGAACAGUUAGACUUAAGGUUGGUGUUUGUGAGGUUCCAUCUCUCUGCAGGUUUUUUCCAACUUACCAAUUCAGCAUCUCUGUCAUGUACAUGUUAUUACAUGUAGCAAAUGACACCGAAGCUGACACCUGCAUCUUGUCAAUUUGUCUUCAGUUCUUACUGACAGAUAGGUGAUUCCUUACCAGGUGUUACACUGAAUAUGGCGUUCAGGUGUAUAUAUCUCAAUAUUUCCUUUGUGCAAUGGGUGUGUUAUCCUAUGUCAUGCAGACAUAAAUGUUUAUGCCACGGUAAAUAAUUACAGUUUCCAACAUCUACAUUUACUUAUUGUGCAUUGUAUCAGAAUUUGCAUCACUGAUACUAAAUGUUUCCUGAUGUGAUGCAAGUUCUUCACUGGUAACAGUUUCCUACUUUCUUUACUCGUAACAUGUUACCAAUGAACAGUCUGUGUUGUACCAGUGGUUAGUUAGAGCUUGCUGUUGGUGUUAUAAUGAUUACAACUGGAGGUGCCCUUCAUGUUCACUGCACCAUGCUGAUGUACAUGUGGCUUGUUACAUCAGUUUUACUGGUCUUACGUUGAAAGUUAUGAAGUGCCUUUGAUCAGGUUAGAGUAUAGAGAGCAUCUUUAAAGGUUACAGUCCUGGAGACAGCUGUUCAAAAGUGUACUAAAAGUUAAGCCAGGCUUAAAUCUUAAUACCCAUCUUGUUCCAAUAUAAAACCAAGUGGGCUUUAGUCCAGACUAAGGUUAGGUUUAUUCCCGGCUUAAAUGCUAGUACACUUUUGAACAACUGGGUCCUGUAAACCAAGAUUUUAUCACAACUCAGAAUUAUUUAUGGUCUUAAUUAGUAUGAAGUUUAGAAUCAUGACAAACAA